Molossus molossus (Pallas's mastiff bat) is the source of this 1788-nucleotide messenger RNA. It is a transcript of the gene HPCAL1, whose product is annotated as hippocalcin like 1. Bases 472 to 1053 code for a protein of 193 amino acids. Lineage: Eukaryota; Metazoa; Chordata; Mammalia; Chiroptera; Molossidae. The record is from RefSeq and is a predicted model, not a curated record. The transcript has 5 exons. Gene Ontology annotation, molecular function: calcium ion binding.
CCUGGUGUGGUCUGGCCGGCCUCCCCGCAGAGUCGGCCCGGUGGCAGAGACCACAGGGCGUGCCCGUCACGGGCCAGAGGCAGAGGCACACCUGGGACCAUGCUUCUCUGCUGUCCCCACCACCCAGUCCCUGCCCCGUAAGAGUGAUGGGCGUCUAGUGAGAAGGAUGCACUGGUAGAAGGUCCACGUGGCAGCAGAGUCCACGUGGCAGCAGACGCUCGCACCUGCCUCUGAGCUGGUCGCUGAGCAUGCUGGUCGUGAUGCCUUCUGAUUGGUCGUUGCUUGUGGGGCCAGGGCUUGCCUGUGGACGCUCCUGAGGGCCUGCCGGGUGCCAGGUGGCCCCUACAGUGACCCUGAGGGUCAGAGUUAGGGCAUGGUCUAGAGACCCAGACAAGGACAAGGAACCAGCCCCGGAGGUUCUGAUCCCUGCGCAGUCUCUGCCUGCUCUUGGCCUUGGGUGCAGCCGGCGCCAUGGGCAAGCAGAACAGCAAGCUGCGGCCCGAGGUGCUGCAGGACCUGCGGGAGAACACGGAGUUCACGGACCACGAGCUGCAGGAGUGGUACAAGGGCUUCCUCAAGGACUGCCCCACCGGCCACCUGACCGUGGACGAGUUCAAGAAGAUCUACGCCAACUUCUUCCCCUACGGCGACGCCUCCAAGUUCGCCGAGCACGUCUUCCGCACCUUCGACACCAACGGCGACGGCACCAUCGACUUCCGGGAGUUCAUCAUCGCGCUGAGCGUCACGUCGCGGGGCAAGCUGGAGCAGAAGCUCAAGUGGGCCUUCAGCAUGUACGACCUGGACGGCAACGGCUACAUCAGCCGCAGCGAGAUGCUGGAGAUCGUGCAGGCUAUUUACAAAAUGGUGUCCUCUGUGAUGAAGAUGCCCGAGGAUGAGUCCACUCCGGAGAAGCGGACAGACAAGAUCUUCAGGCAGAUGGACACCAACAAUGACGGCAAACUGUCCCUGGAAGAGUUCAUCAAAGGUGCCAAGAGCGACCCCUCCAUCGUCCGGUUGCUGCAGUGCGACCCCAGCAGCGCAAGUCAGUUCUGAGGGACCCGACGACUGGACAGUGACAGAGAAACAGGCUUGUCUUGCCGUUUAAGCUUUGCUUGCAACAGUGGAUGCCUCGACCAUUCCGCUCCCCCGGCGAGGACAGGUGGCACGUGGCACCUGUCCCGCCGGCAGCUGCACCUCCCCCUCUGCCUGGCCUCCUCCCACGCCUCCCGGUCCCGCCCAGGACGACUUCCGGGGUGUUACACGCAGGGCCCAGUGUUCUCGCUCCCAGGGCAUGUCCCUGCCCCCAGGGAGCCCGGAGGACCCCAUCGGGGACACUGGUGGGACUUUCCAAGACGGCGCCAGGGCCGGCUAAUUUAUUUCGUGAGUGCAGGUGCCCCGGGGGACGGCGAGGACAGGACGGAGGAGAGGGGCCGGCAGCCCUCCCUGCAUGGCCCCACCUCGCUCGCUCGUUUUCUCUGACCAAAGCCACUCGCGUGUCCACAUGCCGUGGUCCCCUUCCUUUUACUGUAUAAAUUAUACGUCUGGUGAUGUGAAGUGUCCGUGUAGGCCCCGUAUUUAAUGCCUCGACUGCCUCUGAAGCGUGGUUUCCUCGUGGCCUGUGAUCCCUCCGAGCCUGGUUCUUUUGUGGUAUUUAUGCCCUCAAUCUGCCCAUUUCAGAAGGAAGUGCAUGCGCGCCCGUUGCCAUGGAGACCCUCGGGUCCACGUGGAGAACGCAGGCAUCGUGAGGUGUGUCCGUUGAUCGGUCCGGCAUUUCCUGUAUUAAAAUGA